Aphis gossypii (cotton aphid) is the source of this 1570-nucleotide messenger RNA. RefSeq names its product ADP-ribosylation factor-like protein 6-interacting protein 1 (gene Arl6IP1). The record is from RefSeq and is a predicted model, not a curated record. The transcript is spliced from 5 exons. NCBI's taxonomy places the organism in Eukaryota, Metazoa, Arthropoda, Insecta, Hemiptera, Aphididae. Bases 446 to 1054 code for a protein of 202 amino acids.
ACCGCCGUCGGCAUUUCGAUCGGUUUCUGUCAUUUCCGCUCGUCGAUCCACAGUCUACCUCCGCCGUCGUCAUAAUAACAAUAAUUCCUAUCGUCAUCCGAUCGUUGAUAACAUAACAUCAAAAAAUCGUCGUUUUAUUGGUAUAUACCUACUCGCCGUCUGUAUAGUCGUCGCGCGUUGAUCUCAAAAACUUUUUUUUCGCCAACGAUUCUUCUUAUUGUUUACCUACGAUAAAACAAUUGACCCACUCGUAGUAAUAUUGCUAUAUGAUAUAAUAUUAGUAAAAAUAUCAAAAUAUUGUAUUACUAGUUGUGAGCCUACUCAAUAAACGGCGACGUAAUCGUUUCACGUCCGUCACUUCGCGGUCACCUGCCCGUCCGGUCCUCCAGCGACAAUAACAUACAAAUUGUCAUUAUUUGUGACGCGACAACGGUUGCGAACGAACAUGGCCGGAGACGGAUGCAUCGAUUUCCUGGAAAAGGAAAGGAUUUCAAAAGAACUUAGAGUUCGCAUGAACGAAUGGAAAGAAAUUAUAGUAUUGUUAAACGCAAUAAUGUCAUGGCAAAAAAAUUGGUUUCCAGCGAUUACGGUUACAUGUGUAACGAGUUUAUAUUUAUAUAUGUGGCUGGUCAACUGUUCGAUACUAAACAUGAUAUGGACGGCCGGCCUAUGCACUGCCUUGUUGGAUUGCAUCGUUUGCGGUCCAUUUCAAAGGAUCCUACCUCCUAACAGUUGGGACCAGGAUAAGGAGCGCACGUUCACAGAAAUCUCUGAGUGGUUGGCCGAUUGCUGGGUGACGACAAAGCUGUAUAUGGGCCGAUUUUUCAACCUCAGACAAACACAUACUAAACUGUUUCAUUCUGUCUUGUCAGUGUCAUUCUUCAGCCUUUUGUACAUUGGAACCACGUUCAACAAUUUGUUCAUAUCAUAUAUUACAAUUAUGGGAAUUUUGCUGUUUCCUGGAUUCAAAACCAAAUCGGAAUACAUCGAAUACAGUCUACAGAGGUACGCUCAUCAGAUGCUGUCCGGCGACGACGACGAGGCGUCUUCGUAAUAAGGCGAACACCUCGAAGCCAACGUGAUCCAUAUACCUAACCAGCUCAUCGUAUUUAAAUAAAUAACUAGUGUUAAAAAAAAAGAGAUGGUAGUAGUACAGAGUUAAUUUAAUAAUUUUUUUGCCUUUGAAGUUUUCAUAAAUAAUUUUUUUCACGUGUGCCCUACCAUUUACAGUAGGCACCUACAAUAAUGUGUACGUGUGUGUGUGUCUAUGUGUUGUGUUAAUUAUUAUAAUAAUCGUUAACCACAGAACAAUUUAUACCUAAAUCAUAGAAAUCGCGUUUUAUAGCGAUUAUUAUGAAACUGAUUAAACAUUUCAAUAGUUAUAAUAAUAUAAUGUUGUACCUAAUUAAUUAUUAUGAUAAUAAUAAUAUUAUAAUUUACGGAGAUUAGUUUUUUUUUCUAUGUAUCUAAGAUUGUUUUUCCUGCAGCGUUUUUCUCGUUUAUAAUACAAUUUAUUAAUAUAUCAAUAGGACGGUCGUUGUUUAUAAUAAAUGCAAACGAAAUGUAACUA